AUGUCUACUCCAACGUCUUCAAACCACAACCAGCCCCACAUCGCCAUCAUCGGCGGUGGCCCGGGCGGACUCGUCACUCUACUCACCCUCUCCAAACGCGGCAUUCCCGCGACGCUGUACGAACGCGACGCUAGCCGCACCGCGCGUGUCCACCUCGGCGGCAUGCUCGACCUCGACUGGGAGAGCGGCCAGCGCGCGCUACGCGAGAACGGCAUGGAGGACUCCUUCCGCAAGUACUCUCGCCGAGACGCCGAGGAGAUGCGCAUCUGCGGCAAAGACGGUGUCCCCAUCUUCCAUGAGGAGAGCCCCGAGCCGGACGCCGACGACCUGAGGCAUGCUCGCCCUGAGAUCGACCGACGCGUCCUCCUGGACGUCCUCCACGACGCAGUCCCGCAAGACGCGAUCAAGUGGGGCCAUGCCCUCGCGUCGAUCAAGCCCCUCGAAGACGGCCGGCACGAGCUGACGUUUGCGAACGGCGCCGUCGUCGUCGCGGACGUCGUAGUAGGUGCCGACGGUGCGCACUCCCGCAUCCGGCCCCUCCUCUCUUCAGCUACCCCUAUCUACCAUGGCGUCACCGGCGCCGAGAUCUCUCUCCCCGCCGCAGCGGCAGCGCUACCAGAAAACCGUGACAUCAACGAGGGUGUUGGGAAGGGUACCUGCAUGCUCGCGCAGGACGAGAAGAUCGUCGCGCUCCAGCGGAACGGCGACGGGCGCAUCCGCGCGUACGUCUGGCACCGCACCACGCUCGACUGGGCGCUCCCCCACGACCCGAAGGAGGCAAAGAAGGUCCUGCACGAGCUGUGCGCGGACUGGGCGCCGUGGGUGCACAAGUUCAUCGAGCAGGCCGACGAGACCGCCAUCUACCCCCGCCCGCUCUUCCACCUCCCCGUCGGCCACCGCUGGGCGCACAAGUCUGGGCUAACGCUCAUCGGGGACGCGGCGCAUCUGAUGAGUCCGUUCGCGGGCGCCGGCGCGAACCUUGCGAUGCGGGAUGGCCUGGACAUCGGGCUCGUGCUGGCUGACGCUGUGUCGAAGGGUCUGGAUUGGAAGGAGAGGGACGCUGCCGUCGCUGCGUGGGAGGAAGGAAUGUUCGCGAGGGUGGAGCCGGAGGCUGCGAUCACAGCACAGAACCUGGAGGCAUUCAUGGGCCCUGGCGCUCCGCAUUCGGCGCGGAAGGCCAUGCAGGAUGCGAUGGCUCAGGCUGGUGCGCCACAGUAGCGCGCCGGAUGCGGUAUCUCGUUUCGUUUUAUGUAAAUGUAUCACACCUAUGUAUUGCUUGCAAGCCCGCGGAUGGUGUGCGGUUGGGGGCGUUGUGGUUCGCCGUUCGACAGGAAGUUUGCAUAUUUUCACUCCGCC
Trametes versicolor FP-101664 SS1 is the source of this 1356-nucleotide messenger RNA. RefSeq names its product monooxygenase FAD-binding protein. NCBI's taxonomy places the organism in Eukaryota, Fungi, Basidiomycota, Agaricomycetes, Polyporales, Polyporaceae. Gene Ontology annotation, molecular function: FAD binding. The record is from RefSeq and is a predicted model, not a curated record. Bases 1 to 1218 code for a protein of 405 amino acids. The transcript has a single exon.